CAUUCGAAGCGCGCCAGUAUAUUUGUAUAUAGUAAUAUUGUAGUCGUUUAAGCCUUUAUUAAAUCAACUAAACUUUUAAAGUUUUAAUUAAACUAUAAACCCAUCGAGUUUAUAAAUUAACUAUUAGAAACUUUAAUGAUUUUUUGUGAAUACUGUUGUUAUUAAACUAAAUUUAGUUAUUUAUAUAAAAAUGCCGACUUGCACGUGCAAUAAUUUAUCUGAAGACGAGUUGAAUACUCAUAUUUGUCAACUGAAAAUUUCAAAUGAUUGUGAAUCACAUUCAGAGAAGGAAGGAAGUAUUGCGGAAAAAGUUGAUAGCAUUGUUAGAUACAGCGAUGGAUCAGUCCGACUCAGAAAUCCAAAUAUUGAGUUGAUGGAUCAAGACAUUCUUUAUCAUCUAGCUCUUGGAAGUGGAUCUCAUGACCUGGUGGAAAUGUUUGGUGAUGUUAAGUUCGUCUGCAUGGGGGGAACACCAAAGCGGAUGGAGAACUUCGCCUAUUUUAUUAUGAAAGAAAUAGGUCACAAGCUUCCAACUGGUACUACUUUACUGGAUAUCAGCCAGUACUCUUAUCGCUAUUCCAUGUACAAAGUUGGUCCAGUUUUAUCAAUCAGCCAUGGAAUGGGGAUCCCAUCCGUAGGGAUAUUGUUGCACGAAGUUAUCAAACUAAUGUAUCAUGCUAAAGUUCGUGAUCCCAUAUUUAUUAGAAUCGGAACAUGCGGUGGAGUUGGCCUUGAAGGUGGAACAGUCGUUAUAAGUGAAGAGGCAGUCGAUGGAAUGCUCAAACCAUACUACGAAGUGCCAGUGUUGGGUAAAAUGGUUCGACGGCCAGCAAAAUUAGACAAACAAUUAAUAAAGGAGUUGAAUGCAAUGGCGCAUCCUGAAGAUCCUUAUGAUACAGUGAUCGGCAAAACAAUGUGUACACACGACUUUUACGAAGGCCAAGGUCGUCUUGACGGCGCAUUCUGCGAAUUUACGGAGAACGAUAAAAUGGAGUACCUUCAAAAGUUACAAAAAGCAGGUGUUGUAAAUAUCGAAAUGGAAGCUGUAGCUUUCGCAGCGCUCACACACCACGCAGGUAUUAGGUCUGCUAUUGUAUGCGUUACGUUGCUAGACAGACUGAAAGGCGAUCAGUUAAUGGCACCUAAGGAAGUCUUAGAAGAGUGGCAGAAGAGACCACAAAUUUUAAUAUCACGAUACAUUACCAAGUACCUUCAAACAAAAGGCCGCUUAUCACUAGAAGGUCAUGGCUCUAUGGCGGUUAAAAGUCCACGUCGUUUUAAACUUGUGCAACAGGAGUCUGAGAAUUACGACUAAACUCCUAGUUUAUUUAUUUUUUUCUCUAACAUUUUUUCAAAAAUAUUUUUUUCUCUUUCAUUCACAACUGAAAUUUAAAAGUUCUCUGUCUCUCAAUUGAUACUUAUCAUUGACGAGACUGAAAUGAACUUUACGGCUUUAAAUAAUUUUAAUCUCGGGUCGAGAAUCUCAAUAUUAUAAACUUUAGUGUGAUUUAAAUAUUAUUUUUAGUUUAGUUUAUUGAUUUAUUUAUUAAUUCGAAGCUAAAGACAAAAAUUUUUGAAAUUUAUUUUUAUUAAACUAAAAUCAACACUAAAUAUUAUUAUACCUUUGUACUAUUAUUAAAUUUUAUACUUAUU
Messenger RNA from Microplitis mediator, 1653 nucleotides. Its product is annotated as uridine phosphorylase 1. The coding region runs from base 191 to 1315 and encodes 374 amino acids. Gene Ontology annotation, molecular function: uridine phosphorylase activity. NCBI's taxonomy places the organism in Eukaryota, Metazoa, Arthropoda, Insecta, Hymenoptera, Braconidae. Gene Ontology annotation, biological process: uridine catabolic process; nucleotide catabolic process. Gene Ontology annotation, cellular component: cytoplasm; cytosol. The transcript has 6 exons. The record is from RefSeq and is a predicted model, not a curated record.